Cannabis sativa is the source of this 3729-nucleotide messenger RNA. RefSeq lists its product as uncharacterized. The transcript is spliced from 6 exons. The record is from RefSeq and is a predicted model, not a curated record. The coding region runs from base 729 to 3566 and encodes 945 amino acids. Lineage: Eukaryota; Viridiplantae; Streptophyta; Magnoliopsida; Rosales; Cannabaceae.
ACUGAUUGAAUAGGCUCUUUCAUAGAGUGCAAUACAAACAGUCAAACAGUAAUGCUAGAAAGAAAAGAGUGAAGCUUUUGAGGUUGGGCAAGGCAGGCAGGGAAGAGGAGACGAGCUACAUUGGAACAAUCUCUUGGUAUUCGUGUUCAUUUUUUUUAUAUACGUCAAGUCGUUUGGUUCUAUAACCUUUCAGAGCUUUUCAUAAUUCUGGAUUCGAUUUCUUAAUCAGAAUCCCAUUCUCCAAUUUUCGCUCAGAAUGUCGUAGUCCGUCUGUGCGUCGUCGUUUUGGCAGAGCCAUGGACUGAGGAGUAGCUUUCGGCUCUGCAGCAGAGAGAGAAAGAGAGAGCUGAGCUGAGCUGCUGUUAUUUUGGUUAUGGCUGGCUUUUUACUUUCGGUUUCUUCAGUUUUUCCAUAUACCCAACAGUAGUAUUGUACCGUAUUUUCCUGUAAUCUUGUACCAUUUUUUUUUUAAAAGAAAAAUUCUUGGAUUCUUCUUACUUUUGGGAUAUUGGACUCCACUCCUGUGUACUUUUUGGUGAUAUUUUGAUUUGGCCGAAAUAUGGGUUAUAGGUGUCGUAUUUUGACAAUGCUGAACUGGGUUUCAUAGAUUUGAAGCUGUUGUAGUAGGAUUUCAUGGAGAUUUUGGGUUAGAAACGCAAGAGAGAGAUUUGGUUUCGAAAAGUCUUAGCAUUUCCAAGGUGUGGGUUUCUCUGGGCCGUUUUGGAGAAAUGGGUGAUGAUUUGGUGAAGGCAACGACGUCGUCGUCUCUGGCAAUUACAGAGAAGAAGUCGACUCAUAGAAGCGGAGGCUGUGUUGGCAUUUUCUUCCAGCUCUUUGAUUGGAACCGAAGGUUCGCCAAGAAGAAGCUUUUCUCCAAGAAAUUGCUGCCUCCUGUUCGAUCAAAGCAGGCUUCUAACAAGUUUAAAGGCGAUGACAGGAUGCCUAAGCAUCACUUGAUUGCUGAUGAAAACAAGGGUAGUUUCCCCAACAUGAAGAAACAGGGCUCUCGAAGUGUUGAUUCAGAGCAUAAGCAUGAUACCCGGUCUCCGGGUUUGGUGGCUAGGCUUAUGGGUCUAGAAUCCAUGCCUGCCAUUCGUGAGAAGCCCAAGAAGGCUUCCUUUUCUGAUGCUUGUUGUGAUAAUGAAGUGAAUAAAUUUUUGAAUGGUUUUUCUGGUGGGUCUGGUAAAGAGGGUAUGGAUAUGGAGAGAGGAAGCAUGAAGCAGGUUGAAUCUCGGCCUCAGAAACUUCAGAAGACAGAGCAGUCUGAGAGGAAAGCAAUGACUAGGCUUGGAGCUGACGCACUUCAAAUCAAGAGUGUUUUAUCACGUUCAAGAAAGCAUAACCACCACCCUAAGUUUGUAUCUCCGGUUAAAAGCCCCAGGACUCCUUCUGGGAAGAAUGUUUCUCGGACCUCUAGGCUGUUUGAUGCUGCCACUAAGAUUUUGGAACCUGGGUUGCAGUCUUCUAGCAAAGCAAAAUGUAUUACAUAUACAACAAGUUCAGUUCAUUAUCCUCCUAAUCACGAGGCUGUAAUAGAGAGAACGAUGGUUAACUCAGAGGAGCAACCUAAACCAUCUUGUUUUAGUGGCAAUGUGUCUAAGUCUUUGAUGGGGCAGAGUUCUUGUAAAAAUUGUGGUAAUUUGCUUGAUGUUAUUAACUGCAGGCCGAAUGUGGAUCAAGUUUCAUCUGAUUUUGCCUCAUUUGGUUCGAGUUUCGCCAAUGGCUCACUUCCUGAAGUAGCAGGAAGAAGUAAACCAAGGUUACCAGUUUCCUCCUUCAAGCAAGAUAAUGAUGCAGUUUUUCAUAGAAGUUGGGACAACCUUGCUUGUCAAAAGAAGGAAGAAAUAAAUAGCACACAACCUAUUAAUACUAGGCCCAUAACUGAAAGAAAGCCUCUGCUUCGUGAAGGUCAAGCUCCAUGGCAGUCAAUGGGCCAGCCUUGUAAUUUUCGGAAAGAUGAAUCAUCUUCUUUUGACUUGAAGCGUCGGGAUCAGAUACAGGAACAGAUGCCUUUAGGCAGGGAUAGAAUUCCACCAAGGUCAAAACACAAUUUGGAUACUAGAAGAGUGUCAUCAGCUGCAAAUGCUGUGAGAAAUACAAAAGAUUUUGUUGCCUUGAACCGAAGCAUGAGUGGUCGUGCCAGACCAAGGGUAACUCCAAAAGAAGAGACUGAAAAGUUUGUUCCAGAGAGGAAAGCUUUUAAUGGGCGAGAGGAAGGUAAUUUAUCUCAAUUAAGAGGCUCAGUACGGAAGAGAAGGAUAAUUAACUUUAAUAGUCAAGUUGAAAGUAGGGAGUUUGUUAGUUCAACUGCUACAAAAUCAAGGACUAUUCAAUGUGAUUCAUCGACAGGAAAGGGGUUGGGAUUGAAUGCUCAUCCAUUGAACCGAAAUUGCAGUAGAAGUAGAUUAGUUGGUCCAAGAGAGGGUAAUGGAGCUGCUAAAAGCAUCGAUAAUAAUGUUGUUUCUUUCAACUUUAAUUCCCCCAUUAGGCAAAAGCCUGGUAGUUCAUUGGAAUCGGAGGAGAAGACCAUUAAUGAUGAGUUAAAGGAAUCUUUUCAAAAUCAAUCUCCUUUCAAAGGAGAUUCUAUAGCUGCCCUUCUGCAACAAAAAUUGAAGGAACUGACUAGUCAAGAAGAUGAGGAGUUAGCAGCAGGUGGUCCACCUAAGAGGUCGAUUGCCAUGAUUCUUAAGGAGCUAAUAACUGCUUUAACUGCAGAGCGGCCAGAUAUAGCAUCCCCAUCCAUGGCUCAAAUAAAGCAGGUAGGGUCUUCUCACACAGCUGAUCAUUUGAGCCCAGGAUCUGUUCUGGAGGCCUCGUUCUCUUGUAGCAGCCUGGAUGAAAGCUCAGGACAUAUGUUGUUCUCAGAAUCUAUGGACUGCUCCAGUGAUCAAUUGCGUUGCUUGGGUCAAGAUUCUGAUCUCUCAGAUUCUGCUACCUCGUUAAGUAAAGAGAGAACUUGUUGCGAGAGGAUGACAACCCUUGUCAACAAUGUUUCUCGAAUAUUAGAUAGCAUCAACUUUGACGGGGGAAGAUUGACAGAAAGCAAUCUGGCUCAUGCGAAGGAUGUUAUUGUGAAUGCUGGAUUAUUGUUUGGAAAUGUGACAUUGUAUUGCCUAGAGGGAACAGAAGGUUUGUUCAUUGGUCCUGUACUUCUUGAUCUGGAAAAGGUUGCCAAUGCUGCGUGGACAAAUAUCAACAUUUUUACUGGUACAGAUGCCAACAAAACGGAAAACCAAUACAGAGUAUUGCUUUUUGACUGUCUGAUAGAAUGUUUAGAAUCCAAGUAUGGAGAAUACACCAACUCAAAACUCAAAGCAUGGACAAGAUUCGCUUCGUGCAUGAACCGGGAGAUGAUAAUUGGAGACCUUGAAAAGGAGAUGAACAAAUGGACAUCUUUGGCUGGGAUGCUUCCUGAGGAUAUUGUAGAAUGGGAAAUGAGUCAUGGUCUUGGGAAAUGGAUAGAUUUUGAUAUUGAAGCAUUUGAGGGUGGUGAUGAAGUUUGCAGCAACAUUUUUCAAGAUUUAGUUGAUGAAACCUUGAAUGAACUCACCAGACUUGGUUGUUAAUUCUGGUUAUCUCGUUUUGUUUUUUGUUUAAAUUAUUAGAAUGUGCACAAAAGCUUUGUUGAUUGGAUUUUUUGUACAAAUUAGUGAAAUUGUUCAGAUGUAGCCGUAUCUAAAUAUGACUUUGUUGUAUAUGUGUUGCAGUUAUUCCAAGCCACAUUACAAA